Emericellopsis atlantica is the source of this 2696-nucleotide messenger RNA. Its product is annotated as fungal-specific transcription factor domain-containing protein. NCBI's taxonomy places the organism in Eukaryota, Fungi, Ascomycota, Sordariomycetes, Hypocreales, Bionectriaceae. Gene Ontology annotation, biological process: regulation of DNA-templated transcription; DNA-templated transcription. The coding region runs from base 265 to 2535 and encodes 756 amino acids. The transcript has 4 exons. Gene Ontology annotation, molecular function: DNA binding; DNA-binding transcription factor activity, RNA polymerase II-specific; zinc ion binding. The record is from RefSeq and is a predicted model, not a curated record.
GGCAUACACCAACAAGCGCCGAGCCACAUGAUGCAGUAAUCGUGAUGACUGCCGGUUUCGGCGUCUCGCAGGACACGUCCAGUGUCUGGGAUUCUAGGCCGCGCUUAUGCGAGAUCCUCGGUUGGCGAUGGCCUUGUAAUAUUGAUUGGAGACACACGCAAAAAGAAGCAUCUAUUACCUCGAACCUAUUUGCUCAUUUCAAUAACACAUUGCCCUGUCAUCUGAAUAUUGGAUAUCCAGGUCUCAAAGCAGAGCGUCACGAAGAUGCCGAAAUCGACUCGGAAGAAUGGCCAUGAAGGCAUGGUCCUCACUCUCGAGGACAAAGGGACGAAGCGAGGGCGUUCAUCCAUAGCGUGCCUGACUUGCCGGAUGAGAAAAGUCCGAUGCGACGUGAUGAGCGGCGCACCUUGCUCGAAUUGCAAACUAGAUGUCAUUAAAUGCGUCGUCCGACGAGACCGAAGGAAUCGCAAGCACUUUGCCUCGUUGCUGCCGGUCCGUGUAUCAGAUAUUCAUCUACAGGACUAUGAUAGAGACUCUGAGAAGAGCGAGCGGCCGUGGCAUCGCAUCCUUGAUACUGGCCCGGUCGUCGCAUCGCCCAACACUAUUAUUGCCGACCCAGUCAGCAAUCCAUCCGCGUGUCAGCCGAAUGGCAACAGCUCUCGAUUGCUCCUGAACGCAGACGGCGAUUUCACGGCUGCUCGUACACCACCACAAGCCCAUGAUGUUGCUAACCGACCCCAACGUGCGAUUUGCGGGCGCAUCGAUAUCGAGCAGCAGGAGAAGCGGUCAUGGGAGCGUCUCCCACACUUCAUCGAGCCAAUUUCCGAUACAACAUUAAGUGCCGGUCAUAUCAUCUUCCUAGAAACACAAGAUGUGUUCAAUUUGCCCAACUGGUCUGUGCAAACGGCAUUGAUUGAAGCAUAUGCCGAGUAUGCCUAUCCUUACAUGCCCUUGAUCCAAGUUCAUGAGUUCUUGGGCGGUGUCGAAGACGCAUCUAUCGGCGGCUCGAAGAGGUACAGUCUCCUUCUCUACUUUGCCUUGCUCUUUGCGGGGGCCGCUUUCGUGGAUCAUAGCCGCCUGGACAUGAACUCGACGGGCUUCUGCAGUAGAAAGGCAGCCAGGAGGGAGCUUUCCAGGAGAGCAACGCUCCUGCAUGAUCUAGGCUUCGAGAAAAAUUGCGUUGUCCUGACGCAGACCGCACUUCUCAUGUCUUCGUGGUCCGACAUUGCCCAGGAUAACAAGGACAGCUGGUAUUGGAUGGGCCUCGCUAUUUCGAAUGCUUUCGCAAGUGGUCUCAACACCAGACAAGUCCAUCAAAGCGUUACACAGACCGAGCGCAAACUACGAAAACGCAUUUGGUGGUCAUGCUACAUGCGCGAUCGGUUCCUCGCCAUGGGCCUCCAUCGCCCAGCUCGAAUAAAGGAUGAAAAUGUCAGCAUACCAGGGCUAGAAAUCUCUGACUUUGAGCUCGCUACAUUAUGUCGCGAUAACACAAUCAUCAAAUCCCACAAGUCUGUGUUAUACCGACUUGACAAGCAGGUUGAGCUUGCCGAGAUAUGUGUCCAUAGAUCGAGGCUCUCCUCGCUCAUCGAAAGUAUUCUCACCACGCAAGCCGCCUGCGAUGAUCUUGAGAGACUGGGUGGAGAGCCGGAGACGGUACCUUCGAGUCCCAGCAUCGACGACGUGUUUGCUCACUCCGCCGCCUGUCUCGAGCUCUGGAGCGCCAGCAUCCCGACAUCGUGCGAGUACAGACCAGAUAAAGACGACGACGUGACGCCAAGCUUGGUGCUGCACCAGAGCCAUCUUCAGAUGACCUUUCACACACUCAUGUAUACUUUACACAGGCCAAGGGCCUUGCCAGUAAGGCACAAGAAACUCCACGCAUCACCCUCCUUGUUCAGCAACGGCUCUGGGCGUGAGCUUCUGUCGUCCGCGAUCGCUGUCACAUCUAUCGUCACCGACCUGCGAAACCUCGAGCUGGACUCCUACCUGCCAGUUUCGGGUGUCACUAUCAUAUUCCCCGCCAUGGUGAUCUGUCUCUUGGAGAUGAGGAAUGAAGAUCCUGUUUCGCGGCAGGAGGCAAGCAUCCGCUUUGCCACAUGCAUGAAGGUCAUGGAAAGUUUGCAGGAGACAUAUGUCGCGGCUGAUGUUGCGAUCAAGUACUUCAACGCCGCGCUAGAGAAAUCUGACUUGAAGCCACCGGUAAUGCCGCUGCAAGAAAGUGUGGAAUCUCCUAAUUAUCUAUAUCCGGACAACCUUUCUUCUGACGGUGUACGUGAGGAUACAGCUACCUCGCAGAUGAGAGUCGACUUGCUAUGCAAGGCAAGCUUUGAUUCUGCCGUAAUGGGUACCGGCAUUUGUGACGAAAAUGGUCAUGUUGUAACACAAGAUGAGCUGGGCAACGUUAAUUUCGAAGUGGAUGCUCUCACCUGGUCGGAUCUCACAAUGGACUGCGAGGAGUGGACUGAACCAUCUACAGUUGUUAUGGCACAGGUAGAGGAUACGUCAGUAACAGCUGACCAAGUUCCUGUGUGAGUAUGAUUACCAUCAAAACAAAUUCAUGGGGGUUUAAACGAAGUUUACUCUCUCUGAUCUGCGCACAUCGCUAUACAACCAGAGCAGCCCAGUGCUAGAGUGCACAAUGUCCUGCCUCAAAUCAGCGCAAAGCAAUACCAGCAGCGGGAUACAACCAGACC